AUGCCGCCAAGACGCAACGUGAGGAAUGAGGAACAUGCCUCCCAGGUUUCGGUAGAGGAAAGUGUGACGCAACCAAGACCGCCGUCACCACCACCACCACCACCUCCCCCGCAAGUAGAUAGGGAAGUCGUGAAGCUGUUCCUUGACCAGAAGCCUCCUACCUUCGAUGGGAUGGGUGAACCUGCACGAGCUGAAACUUGGAUACGUGCCUUGGAACGCAUCUUUAGGACCUUAGUGUGUAACGAUGCGGAGAAGAUGAUCUGCGUGACGCAUCAGCUGACCGGAUCUGCCGAUUUUUGGUGGGACACCAAGUUGAAGACCAUGUCCCAGGAUCGUAUAGACGAAAUGACGUGGGAAGAAUUCAAGACUGAGAUCUACGACAAGUACGUACCCAAGAGCUACCGAAAGGCGAAAGCCGCUGAGUUUCACAACCUCACCCAAGGACGUCUGUCAGUAACCGAGUACGACCGUGCACUUUGCGACAUGACCCGCUACGCGCCGGAACAGACCGAUACCGAUGAGAAGCUGGCCGAUAAGUUUCGUGAGGGUCUUAGGCACGAGAUUAGGAUGGCUUUGGCAGUUCGUGGAACCCUUACGUACGCCGAGGCGUUAGCCCUCGCUUUGGAUGUAGAGGACAGCGAUGCCAAAAGAGAAGAGCGUGGGAAACACCGUGACGACCCUACCCCCGCCGCGACCUAA
Molecule: messenger RNA, 699 nt
Organism: Salvia hispanica
Lineage: Eukaryota; Viridiplantae; Streptophyta; Magnoliopsida; Lamiales; Lamiaceae
Source: RefSeq, a predicted model, not a curated record